Messenger RNA from Ailuropoda melanoleuca (giant panda), 2297 nucleotides. It is a transcript of the gene HNRNPC, whose product is annotated as heterogeneous nuclear ribonucleoprotein C. Gene Ontology annotation, cellular component: nucleus. Gene Ontology annotation, molecular function: RNA binding. NCBI's taxonomy places the organism in Eukaryota, Metazoa, Chordata, Mammalia, Carnivora, Ursidae. The coding region runs from base 691 to 1614 and encodes 307 amino acids. The record is from RefSeq and is a predicted model, not a curated record. The transcript is spliced from 8 exons.
UACUAGUUACUAUUAUUUAUUUAUUUAUUAUUAUACUUAAUGAUGGUGAUGAUGAUGAUGAUAAUGACACUGAUGAUUUUUAACCGGAUUAAAAUCGAGUUUUUCUGAAUGUUCAUAAGAAUUUCUCCGGCCUCCUGAUUGACUUUGGAGUUUUGCAUCUUGGGAGAGAAAGUGAAGGCAUUAGCAUUUUUAAGUGGAUUGAUCACAUAAACCUUUUCUCUCCCAACCCCACCCUUGCCCUCAUCCCCUUCCCCAGGCUUGAAAGAAUUUUACUGGCUGUUAAGUCUGUGACCUUAUUUUUCCUGAUCUUUAACUUAACUGUUUUAGAGCAUCUCUGGACGUCUGUAUUUUUAAUUUUUUAUUUUUGUUUUUUUUAUUUUUAAUCUUUCAUUUGUUAAAUUUUUAAACUGUGCUGCAAUAAAAUGUGUGUGGUACUACUUAACACCUUUGAUGGUGAUGGCAUUUUCCCAGAAAGCCAUUUUCCUCCUGUUUCCCUUGAAAUCCCAUCCUGCUUUUCCUGUACACUACUACCCCUCACAAACCACAAGCUGCAGCAACAUGGAUGCCCAGCCUGGAACAGCAGCAGCCAGGAUGACCUGGAGCCAGGGGGGCCUUCGGAACAGAUGCACACCCUUCCUGGGUGAUGGUAAGAGUUUUUCGGCUUUGUGAGGAACCUUAUCAUCAAAGAAAAUGGCCAGCAACGUUACCAACAAGACAGAUCCUCGCUCCAUGAACUCCCGUGUAUUCAUUGGGAAUCUCAAUACUCUUGUGGUCAAGAAAUCUGAUGUGGAGGCGAUCUUCUCGAAAUACGGCAAAAUUGUGGGUUGCUCUGUUCAUAAGGGCUUUGCCUUCGUUCAGUAUGUUAAUGAGAGAAAUGCCCGGGCUGCUGUGGCAGGAGAGGAUGGCAGAAUGAUUGCUGGCCAGGUUUUAGAUAUUAAUCUGGCUGCAGAGCCAAAAGUGAACCGAGGAAAAGCAGGUGUGAAACGAUCUGCAGCGGAGAUGUACGGGUCAGUACCAGAACACCCUUCUCCGUCCCCUCUACUCAGCUCCUCUUUUGACUUGGACUAUGACUUUCAACGAGAUUAUUAUGACAGGAUGUAUAGUUACCCAGCACGUGUUCCUCCUCCUCCUCCCAUUGCUCGGGCUGUAGUUCCUUCAAAACGCCAGCGUGUAUCAGGAAACACCUCACGAAGGGGGAAAAGUGGCUUCAAUUCUAAGAGUGGACAGCGAGGAUCUUCCUCCAAGUCUGGAAAGUUGAAAGGCGAUGACCUUCAGACCAUUAAGAAGGAGUUGACCCAGAUAAAACAAAAAGUGGAUUCUCUACUGGAAAGCCUGGAAAAAAUUGAGAAAGAACAGAGCAAACAAGGAGUAGAGAUGAAGAAUGAUAAGUCAGAAGAGGAGCAGAGCAGCAGCUCCCUGAAGAAAGAUGAGACUAAUGUGAAGAUGGAGUCUGAGGGGGGUGCAGAUGACUCUGCUGAGGAGGGGGACCUACUGGAUGAUGAUGAUAAUGAAGAUCGGGGGGAUGACCAGCUGGAGUUGAUCAAGGAUGAUGAAAAAGAGGCUGAGGAAGGAGAGGAUGACAGAGACAGCGCCAAUGGCGAGGAUGACUCUUAAGCACAUAGUGGGGUUUAGAAAUCUUGUCCCAUUAUUUCUUUACCUAGGCGCUUGUCUAAGAUCAAAAUUUUCACCAGAUCCUCUCCCCUAGUAUCUUCUUCAGCACAUGCUCACUGUUCUCCCCAUCCUUGUCCUUCCCAUGUUCAUUAAUUCAUAUUGCCCUGCGCCUAGUCCCAUUUUCACUUCCUUUGAUGCUCCUAGUAGUUACUAUGUUAAGUCUUACCCUGUAAUUUUUGCUUUUAAUUUUGAUACCUCUUUAUGACUUAACAAUAAAAAGGAUGUGUGGUUUUUAUCAACUGUCUCCAAAAUAAUCUCUUGUUAUGCAGGGAGUACAGUUCUUUCCAUUCAUACAUGAGCUCAGUAGUUGCUUCCCUAACUGCAAAGGCAAUCGCAUUAGUUGAGUAGCACCUGAGAACAGCUUUGAGUUAGAGGUAUGUGUGUUAUACCCCACAUAAGAGUGCUAUGUGGGGCUGUUCAACACAAAUGUAACAAUGUAUUUUUGUGAAUGAGAGUUGGCAUGUCAAAUGCAUCCUCUAGAAAAAUAAUUAGUGUAACAGUCUUAAGAUUUGUUUUCUAAAGUUGAUACUGUGGGUUAUUUUUGUGAACAGCCUGAUGUUUGGGACCCUUUUUUCUCAAAAUAAACAAGUCCUUAUUAAACCAGGAAUUUGGAGAAAAAAAAAAAA